Clonostachys solani is the source of this 2265-nucleotide messenger RNA. The record is from the annotation of a GenBank genome assembly. NCBI's taxonomy places the organism in Eukaryota, Fungi, Ascomycota, Sordariomycetes, Hypocreales, Bionectriaceae.
AUGCGCCUGAUUAGCACGAGUACCUACACCCUGCGAGAGUUCAGAGACGGGGAAAUCCCGCGCCAUGCCAUAUUGUCACACGUCUGGGGCGAGGAGGAAGUUACUCUACAGGAUGUCGUAGGCUCCCACGCCACAGGUAAACAGGGCUAUGACAAGCUCCAGGGCUGUUGCUCCGUCGCUGCGGCUAAUGGCUUCGAAUACGCCUGGAUUGACUCUGUUUGCAUCGACAAAACGAGCAGUGCUGAGCUUUCCGAGGCGAUCAACUCGAUGUACUACUGGUAUGAAGAAGCAGAUGUGUGCUAUGCGUACCUGGCCGACGUAACCGCGACAUAUGAGAUGGCUUCCAGCAAAUGGUUUACCCGAGGGUGGACUCUGCAGGAGCUGAUUGCCCCACGGUCCAUGAUUUUCUAUGAUAAGGACUGGCAGGUGCUUGGGACAAAGGAGGAGCUAGGAGAGAUUAUUUCGGCAUGUACCAGAAUACCCAGAAGCAUUCUCUCUGGCGAGGGGGAUCUCAUGUCGCAAAGCAUUGCUCAGCGAAUGUCAUGGGCUUCGCAAAGGAAGACCACCCGGAUCGAGGAUCGCGCCUAUUCUCUUCUUGGCAUCUUUGGCAUCAACAUGUCAUUGAUAUAUGGCGAGAGAGAGAACGCCUUCAUCAGACUUCAAGAGGAGAUCAUGCGCAUCUCGGACGAUCAAACGAUUUUUGCCUGGCGAUCACGGGAUCACCGAGGCGGGUUGCUCGCUACAUCCCCGGAUGCCUUUUCCGAUGGCAUGAACAUCGUUAGAUUUGACAAGGAUGACACUGUCGAUGAGCCUCCCACCAGCAAUAGCCAAGGCAUUCAUCUGCAUGUGAAUUUCUUGGGCGUCAAAGUCCGUGGAGUAGGACUGGCGAUACUCCACUGCUGCGACACCGCCGAUAGAGCGAAGCCGAUCGCCAUCUAUGUCAGAGACCUGGACUUCAAAAUGAAGCGUUUCGAGAGAUUCCAAUCACAUUUGGCUGUACCGAUAGAUAUGGCAUCUUAUUCACCCUCGAGAUUUGCUAUACGGCAUAUCUGUGUCCAGAGGGGCAAUCUCUUACGCCAAAGAAGAGCAAAGGAAGAAUCCUCAUUCGGGGUCGGAGACAUCAGCAAUGAGUCUGCAGAAAUAGCGGUCAAAAGAUUUCCAGGGGCAGGCGGCCUCGUCGAAGCAGCGAGUGCUGGCUACAGUGACGUUGUGUGGCUUUUACUUACUCUCAGUGACAUAGAGGCCGAAAUAAAGGCUGGCAACCUGUCCGAGGUCUUUUGGGCAGCGGCUGAGUAUGGACACGCUAAGGUUCUCGAGAUCCUUGUCGGUAGGAGUCAUUUUCCGAUCAACAAGGUCGCUAAAAAUGACGAAGGGGAGACACUUUUAGUCGGGGCGGUGAGGGGAGGGAGCCUUGAUGCUGUUGAGCUUCUGAUGAACGCGGGCCUUGAGCCAAUAUCGUAUCCUCGCCAGUCAGCGUUGGCGUACGCCGCGAUGAUUGGCCGGGAGGACAUGGUGCGGCUGCUAGUCGAGAGGGGAGCGAAUAUUGGCUCAAUAGAUACCUUCCACAAAACACCCCUCUGCCAUGCUGUGGAGAACGGCCGCACGUCAGUUGUGAGAUUGCUGAUUGAGAUGGGAGCUGCUUCAGCUGAUCACGGGUUUGCUAAGAAAGAUGCGUACUCAAGAACACCGUUAUCAUACGCUUCAGAAAAGGGUUACGUCGAGAUUGCUCGUAUGCUUUUACGCAACAAGGAAGCUUUGGAAAUAUCCAAUCAAGGUUUGCGAACGCCGUUAUCAUUCGCUGCAGAGAAAGGAAAUGACUCCGUUGUGAAGUGUCUUUUGGACAGCGGCGCUGACCCCCUGAGCCGUGAUGUAGCAGGCAGAUCGCCCCUCCAUUUUGCUGUGAGGGAUGGCCAUGAAGGCGUCGUAAAAUUGUUGAUCGAGAGGAGUGUCACCACCCUUAAGAUCGAGGACGGGGGUGGCAAAACACCCUUCUUCUAUGCUGCCAAAAGAGGCAGCCUUGGCCUUGCUCAGCUUCUGGUGGACAUGGGUGCCAGUAUAAAGACAAAGGACCGACUUGGGAAAACGCCUUUGUCUUAUGCUGUGGAGGCAAAUGAUACUGAAACGGCCCAAUUUCUGAUCGAAAACGGAGCAAUCAUUUCUGAUGAGCCUCGAGAGGUGCGCAAAGCAUAUCAGAAUAUUUCCAAUAGACACGAUACUGUAACUCCUCAUAAACGAACUUCAUCAAAGCGGUUCGGGAUAAUCUAG